This is a messenger RNA of Eucalyptus grandis, 2294 nucleotides long. RefSeq names its product dynamin-related protein 4C. Bases 131 to 2122 code for a protein of 663 amino acids. The transcript has 3 exons. Gene Ontology annotation, cellular component: microtubule; membrane; cytoplasm. Lineage: Eukaryota; Viridiplantae; Streptophyta; Magnoliopsida; Myrtales; Myrtaceae. Gene Ontology annotation, molecular function: GTPase activity; GTP binding; microtubule binding. The record is from RefSeq and is a predicted model, not a curated record.
ACAAGUCUCGUCUCUCCGUAAUGAAUCCGUAGCUUCACUACUCAAUAAGAACGAAAUCGUCACUUCACCUCUUUGAUUUCACCUAUCAAACUCAUCCAAAGCAAAAGAAAAUUUCGAGAGGCUGCCAACAAUGGGUGACGACCAGGCUCUUUUCUGCAGUGAACCCGAACCCAAACCCAAACCCCCGUUGGUUUCCCACGUGCCGCCACUCGUUGCCUCCUACAACGACCGGAUGCGCCCCCUGCUUGAUGCAAUCGACAGGCUGCGAAACCUCAUGGUCAUGGAGGAGGGCAUCCAUCUCCCCACCAUUGUCGUCAUUGGCGACCAGUCCUCAGGCAAGUCGAGCGUCCUCGAGUCCCUCGUCGGCAUCAACUUGCCGCGGGGGCAGGGCAUUUGCACGCGCGUCCCUCUCAUCAUUCAACUCCAGGACAGCCCUCAAGCCGAUCGCCCUGAGCUCUACCUCGACUUCAAUGGCAAAGUCAUCCCAACCGAGGAGGAGAACAUCGCCAAGGCCAUAAAUGAUGCCACUGACGAGAUUGCGGAUCAUGGGAAGGAUGUCUUGAACGCGCCGCUGACUCUGGUCAUCAAGAAAUACGGCAUCCCAGACUUGACCAUGAUCGACUUGCCUGGAAUCACGAGAGUCCCCGUGCACGGCCAGCCUGAGAACAUCUACGAGCAGAUCUCGGAGAUGAUCAUGGAGUACAUAAGGCCUGAGGAGAGCAUCAUCCUCAAUGUCUUGUCCGCGACGGUUGACUUCUCCACUUGCGAGUCCAUACGGAUGUCGCAAAUGGUGGAUAAGACCGGCAGGAGGACGCUGGCGGUCGUCACAAAGGCUGAUAAAGCUCCAGAGGGAUUGCUUGAGAAGGUGACGGCUGAUGAUGUUAAUGUAGGGCUUGGCUAUGUGUGUGUGAGGAGCAGGAUUGGUGCCGAGACCUACGAAGAAGCGAGGCUGGAAGAGGCGAAGCUGUUUGACACACACCCUCUGCUGUGCAAGAUCGACAAGUCCAUUGUCGGUGUGCCUGUCUUGGCACAAAAUCUAACGCAGAUUCAAGCCACCAUCAUUGCCAAGUAUUUGCCUGAGAUCGUCAUGAAGAUCAAUGACAAGCUGGACGCAAACGUCGCGGAGCUUAAGAGCAUGCCCAAGAAUCUGUCCUCCAUCGAGGAUGCGAUGAUGGCCUUCAUGGAGAUCAUGGGGUUGGCGAAGGAGUCGCUGAGGAAAGUCUUGCUGAGAGGCGAGUUAGACGAGUACCCGGACGAGAAGGGCAUGCACUGCCCUGCCAGGCUGGUGGAGAUGCUGAACCAAUACUACAAUGAGCUCCGAAACUACACCGAGAACACCCUGACGACUAACUUCUUGUUGGAGGAAAUAGAGGUCUUGGAAGAGGUUAGAGGGAUUAACCUCCCGGACGUCCUCCCUUCCACCGCCUUUCUCAUCCUUUUGCAGCGGAAACUGAAGGGGAUAUCCAGCCAGCUGCCGGGUUUUGUGGUUCGAGUUUCGGACUGCAUUGAGGGAGCUGUGAUUCGGGUGUUAAUGCAACACUCAGAGAAUUACCCUCAGCUGCAGUCGUCGACGAGACGAGCAACGUCCAAUCUGAUCAACAAGAUGAAGGGGAAGAUGGCGAAUAGGAUGGCGAAGAUUGUUGAAAUGGAGAAGCUCACUGACUACACUUGCAACCCUGAGUACCUGUUGGAACGGAACAAGUUGAUGACCCAGCAGGACACGUUCGUGAACAAGUAUUUAAUAUCGUACAGCAUUGACCUCCAGGGGAUGGGGAAUGUCAGCGUGAGCCAUCUGUGGAGUCGCAACCAGCAGCUGAUUCGGCAGGCGUUCGAUCUGAAGAUGAGGAUGACCGCAUACUGGAAGAUUGUGCUGAGGAGGUUUGUGGACUUGGUGGCACUGCAUCUGCAUUUCAGCGUGCAGAACCUGGUGAACAAGGAGAUGGAGAAGGAGAUUCGGGGUGAGCGGAUGGGGCGCAGCAUCAAGAGGAUGAUGGAGGAAAUGCCGGAGGUGGCGGAGAAGCGUGAGAAGCUGAACAGGAGCAUCAAGCGGUUGAGGGAGUCUGCGGAGGUGAUGGCCGAGUUCAUGGACCGGAUCGCUACCGACGGCGACGACAAUGAUUAAUUAGCGUCAUUUUACUGUUUUUUCUCUUUUUCUUUCUUUUUGGCUCGUGAGGGAUUAUGUGAGGAAAAGAUAUUUAUCAGCGUGUUCUUGUUUGGUUAGGUGGUUCUGUGUGGGAUGCUACUGGACUUCAAUUAGCUUCCUAUGGUUAGCUCUUGAUGAUGUACUAGUAAGU